This is a messenger RNA of Adineta ricciae, 3714 nucleotides long. The record is from the annotation of a GenBank genome assembly. Lineage: Eukaryota; Metazoa; Rotifera; Eurotatoria; Adinetida; Adinetidae.
AUGAAUGUUGUUUUUCUGUUGAUUUUCAUCAGUAAAAUAUCAGCUGUUUUCCUCAAUGAACCGAAAUUCUGUCCAACUGUAAAAUGGAAUGAACCUGCAAUUACAUUUUUCCAGGACAAAAACCGUGGAUCAAAUCAUGCUAUUGAAAUAUUUAUUGACAUCGACAAUACGAUUUAUGCUAUCAAUACAGGAGGAGAUCAAAUUCUUGUUUGGCGUAAACACGACACUUUUCCCAUGACAAUUCAUGAUCAAGAUUGGUGCAUAUUUUCAUCUAUAUUUGUUCCAAAGAUUAACGAAAUUUAUAUUAGUUGUUGGCGCAGUGAAAUCAUUCGAUGGAUACCAAGUACGAAUACUUUUGUUAAUAUAACGACCUUUGAAUCACAAGGUUAUCAGCUAUUUAUCGAUAUUAAUAAUUAUUUAUAUUGUUCCAUGUUGUAUGCGGAUACAGUUGAAAAAAUAUGGCUAGACAGUGGAAUGGAAAUAACAGUUGUGGCUGGUACAGGUCGGGCAGGUUCAGCUCCAAAUGAAUUGAAUGAACCUAUGGGAAUCUUUGUUGAUACAAACUUGGAUUUAUAUGUAGCAGAUUCUGAAAAUAAUCGAAUUCAAUUAUUUCCACUCAAUGAAAAAAAUGGAAUAACAGUAGCAGGACAAAAUUCAGCAGACAUAACAAUUGAACUCUCUUCUCCACGCGCAAUUAUUUUAGAUGCUGAUAAAUAUCUUUUUAUUGCAGACUUUACGAAUGAUCGUAUUGUUGGAUCAGGACCAAAUGGUUUUCGAUGUUUAGUUGGAUAUUUGAUACUUAUGGAAACAUGUUUGUUGAAAGAUUCUUGUUCUAAUGUUCCACCAACGAUUCAAGCGAUACAUUCAUCGAUCUUAACAGACAAUCAUCCAACGUUUUCACGUACUAAAUUACAUCCUUCAAAUUAUCAUUAUGAAGCUAUAGAAUUGGUUGUAAAUAAAAAUGACUUCUAUAUCCUUACUGCUAAUAGUAGCGUUGAUCUCUAUGGUCAUGUAUAUAAACAUCAUUUUGAUCGACUUACUCCUAUGCAAAACCUAAUUGCAUGGCAUGGCAAAUGUUGUAAUAAAGAUCAGUUUAAAUUUACGCUUGAACUUUUAAAGAAUGAAACGUAUAUCUUAGUUGUAACAACAUACAAUCCAAACAUAACAGGCCCAUUCUCAAUCACCAUAUUUGGGUCGAAUCAAGUUCAUCUUGAAAACAUAAGUAUUGAACCAUCUGUUGAAUCAAUAUACAUAUCUGCACUGACGGAAGAUCAUGAAAAAUAUUCUCCUCCCGUCUGUGGAAGACAUUCAAAAUAUUACUAUGAAGCAAUACAAAUAAAUGUCAAUGAGAGUGGUUUUUAUACUAUUCUGAGCAGUAUUGAAGGUAUGGACAUGGACACGUCGAUUUUUAUCUAUGAAUAUGAAUUUUAUUCACUCUUUCCGGAUGGAUAUCUCGAACAUCAGGAUAUUUGCGAUAUUUAUGAUCCGGCAGGAAUUACCAUUAAACUUCAAACUAAUAUUCGAUACAUAAUGGUGGUAACAACAUGCUCACCAGAUACAACUGGAGAAUUUGUAAUUAAAGUACUUGGUAGGAACAACGUCAGUUUCCAACGUAUAAAUGCUUCGUCACCUGCUUACUCGAAUUAUUCAUUAGUAUUCACAACGAAUAAUCAAAUAUUUAUUAAAGAUAAUAGAACUGAUCGAUGUUUUUUUUAUGAAACUAUACGAUUGAUUGUACUCGUCGAUGGAUAUUAUACUCUUUCCAUUAAAGGAACUGCUUCUCUAGUAUUAAACGUCUAUAAAGAUCACUUCGAUCGGCGAAAUCUUUACAAAAAUCUUAUUUCAAGUAAAAGCCAUGUUUGUCUUCAAUACACGUAUAAUAAACAUACCGGUCAUUUUCGACGUGGAAGCACAUAUAUAUUAUUUGUGAAAGGUGAAGUUUCACCGUGGUUCGGCUUCGCCCAUGCUUUGUCAAUCGAUGUGUAUGGUCCCACGAAUGUUAUUCUUGAACGUAUCAAUGACAAUUCUGUUGGUUGUAAUGUUGGUGGUCCAUGUGAGACCCGAAGAAAACCGAUUGGAAUAAAUCUUGAUGAUAUUUUACGAUCACAAGUGAAACAAAGUAUGACAAUAAAUGAUCAACCAUUUGUUAUUAAAAUAGGUGGUGUUUUAUCAAUAAUUAUGUUUGUUGCUGCUCUAGCAAAUAGUAUUUGUUCAAUUUUAACACUUCAAAAUGCAAAUUUGCGAAAAAUUGGAUGUGGUUUGUAUCUUCUGGCAUCAUCAAUUACUUCUCUUUUGACAAUCACUAUGUUUACAAUCAAAUUUUGGUUUGUUGUUGUCACGAACAUGACUAGAUCUAUUGGCCACUCUAUUCCUGAAGGUGGUUGUAAGUCAAUUGAAACUCUUCUCAAACUUUUCUUUUAUUGGGAUGCCUGGCUCAAUGCAUGUGUUGCAACUGAACGUGCAAUGAAUGUUUACAAAGGAAUACAUUUUAAUCAAAAGAAAAGUAAACGAUUUGCUCGAUGGAUCAUAGUCAUUCUACCAAUUCUGAUUAUGGCCACGAUUAUUCAUGAACCAAUAUACAGAAAAAUACACAAACAUAAUGAAGAGAAGCACUCUACUCGUCGCACAAGAUUAAUAUAUGUAGAAGAAUUUGCGAAACCUAAGGAUAUUUGGUGUUACCCUAGUUAUUCUCCAGCAGUUGAAGAUUAUAACACAACUAUUUCAUUUAUUCAUCUUCUGGGUCCAUUUAUUGCAAAUCUUUUUUCUGCUUUGUUUAUCAUCAUUAGUAGUGCUCGACGACGAGCAGGCGUUCAAAGACAACAAACGUAUAGAGAACAUAUUCGUGGACAAUGGGCCGAACAUAAACAACUUGUCAUUAGUCCUGCAAUUCUACUUCUUUUAUCAACACCACGUCUGAUCCUUUCUUUGUUGGUCAAGGUAGAAAAAAAGGCUACAACUGAAGCUGAAGAUCGAUACUUAUUGAAAAUUAUGAAAGAGGAUCGAACAAAAUCUAGUCAAAAGUUAGCAGCUGAAUGGAAUUCAUCGAAUGGCAAACAAUUAUGUGCUUCUACUGUACGUCGUCGGCUGAUAAAUAUGGGUUAUAAAUGCUAUACAACUAAACGUAAACCAUUACGCACACCAGAUCAAAUCAAACAACGUUUAAAAUUUGCCAAGGACCAUAAACAUUGGUUAAAAGAAUGGCAAAAUAUCAUUUGGAGUGAUGAAGCACACUUCGAGGUGGUGAACAGAAAAAAUCGUACUUUAGUUCGUCGAUUACAAUCAGAAUCAAAUGAACCCUUCAAUUUCGUUCCGAGGGUUCAAGGUGGUGGUGGAAGUGGAAGUGUGUGGGGCUGUAUGUCUGGUGGUGCUCGUGGUCCAAUUGUUGUUUAUACUGGACGUUUGAAUGGCCCUGCAUACGUAAAAGUUAUCGAAGAAGCAUUGCCAAUGUUUAUUGAAAAUACAUUUGAUGCAUCAAAUAACAAUUGGGCUUAUAUGCAUGAUAAUGCACCGGCUCAUCGAUCUAAAUAUACAGCUGAUUGGUUUGAAAAUAAUCAUAUUAAUAUUUUGGAAUGGCCCAGUAACUCACCGGAUAUGAAUCCGAUUGAAAACGUUUGGGAUUAUAUGGAUAAAGAAUUAAGAAAACUGAAACCAACGAAUGUGGCCCAGCUUCAAGAGAUGUUAGGUAAGUUAUGGCGUGGUUUUACUCCGAUUUGA